UCCCUUCUAUUAACUUCAGUUAGAGGACCAAUCACAACAGUAAAAUCUUGUCCAUCUGAUUGGCUCUACACAGAUGGGCCGGGGUCAGGAUUCACAUUUGAACUUGUUCACAUUUUUGUGUGAGUGUUUUGGGACAGUAAUUUCAGCACAGUUAAAACAUUUCUGCGAGAGAGAAGGGAAUUUACCACAGUUCAUUUGACUACAUCUGGGUAAUACUAUUUCUAAGCCCUCUGGCAAAUACAGUCAGUAAUCUUCUCAAAUCCAUCGUGUUCCUUGGUGUUUCUCUGAUUAAUUUUGAGGAUUAGCAAUAAUCCCUUUCAUGUGUAAUAAACUGCAGUAGUACUGAGACACUGAUCAGACCACUACAGAGAGAUGAUACCUCAUCUUAUGCUGAUGAGGAAGUAAAGCAACAUUUGCUGUUGGCACAUCAUCACACACCAUCACAGCGUGGGCUGAUCUGACGAUGUAUCUGGGAGAUCUUUUUCUCAGAAGAGCAGAUUGAGUUGUCAGCAGAAUGACAAUGGAAAAUGUUGUAUUGAGCGCCUUCACCAGUGGCACACACAAUUCCUCAUUACUGCAAACACAUAUUGAAGUAUUGAGGCAGCACUAACAGGAGACAUUGAGUUGUCUUACUGAUGUAACUCUGUAGCUGCUUUUGAAAAGUGACAUAUUUGAUCUAAUGUUGUUGCCCAAACAGAAGUGAAGCUUGAAGAUUGAUCAGCAUCUUGAAGACCUCAGCCAUGAGCUCCACCGUGAUGUGCGGCAGAGAGACACUAGAAAACGCUGAGUGCAACACUGACAUCGGGAGCCCCGUCAGGAUCGAGCCUCGCAGGAACACCAUUCCCCCAGCGCAUACUCUCACCGCUAAACAUCUGCUGGCAUACCUGCCCAGACCACAGCCAGAGUCAAAAUGUUACACUCCUUACACUUUUAAGGGUGCAGCUAAAUCUACUGUUGCUUCCAUUAUGAUUACAAAAAGAACUUCUCUUAACCACAACUUGAACUACGUAAACUGCUCAUCAAUCCCACCAUCCCAGGAGGCUUCUCCCUCCCAGACCCGGAGCCCCUGCAGUCAGUCCUCCCAGGCUCUUACUUCAGCUAAGCAAGAGUCCCCCGAACAGCACAGCAUCCAAGUAGCUCCCCUGGAAGCAGUGGAAGAGACCCCAAAGCCUCAACGUUUGCAUCGCAGCAAACGCCUCAAGCGUUUCAGCUCCAGGUGGCAAUCAAGAGGAUCCACCAGCAGCAACAGCGGUCCUGUCCUUCCAAUAGAGAAGCAGCAUGUUGUAAAGAGUCACAAGAAGCGCUGUAAGCUGCUGGGUGAUGAGCACUCAUUGCAUGUCACUGCAAGCAAUCAACGUCAACGCUACGUCACCAAGGAUGGCAAGUGCAGGGUCAAUCUGGGACCUAUUGAAGACAAGAGUCGCUUUCUCUCUGAUAUUUUCACCACAUUAGUGGACCUCAAGUAUCGCUGGUUCCUGCUUGUCUUCACUAUGUGCUACAUUCUCACAUGGGUGGCCUUUGGUGGAAUCUACUUUUUAGGUGCCUGGUUGCGUGACGACAUUGCACAUAUUAAUGACCCUCAGUGGCAGGCAUGUUACGAGAAUGUAGACAGUUUCCUCUCAGCCCUGCUGCUGUCAUUAGAGAGCCAGAGGACUAUCGGGUAUGGCUAUAGGAUGGUGACAGCUAGAUGCCCUGAGGGUACGGUGCUCCUCAUGGUGCAGUCCAUCCUCGGCUCCAUCAUCGACGCUCUGAUGGUUGGCUGCAUGUUUGUUAAAAUCUCCCGGCCGCAGCAGAGAGCUCAGACACUUAUCUUCAGCAAGCACUGUGUCAUAUGCGAGCGUGACGAGAAGCUGUGCAUGCUCUUCCGCAUUGGCGAUCUGAGAGAGAGCCACAUGGUGGACGCCAAGAUCCGGGCCAAGCUGAUCAAGUCCAGGCAGACCAAGGAGGGUGAAUUCAUCCCACUGGAGCAGUCAGAAAUCAAUCUGGGCUACGACACCGGUGGAGACAGGCUGCUCUUGGUGGAACCCCAGACCAUUACCCACGUCAUCAAUGAAAACAGCCCCUUCUGGGAGGUCGGGGCUGAGCGUUUGAAGAGGGAAACCUUUGAGAUCAUUGUCAUUCUGGAGGGCAUUGUGGAGGCAUCAGGUAUGACAUGCCAGGCAAGGACUUCCUACACAGAGGAUGAGAUCCUGUGGGGCCACCGGUUUGAGUCGUGCAUUUCCUUGGAGAAAGGGGCAUUUCGUGUGGACUACAGUGCUUUUGACAAAACCUUUGAGGUCCAAAUGUCCCUGCUCAGCGCUAAAGACAGGAGCUCAGCAACAGAACAAGAUGCUUUGUUUUAGAAACUGUUCACAAAACAGUUAUUGUUUCUGUACAUUCAUAUUGCUAUAUGAAUGACAGAAGUGAUUGUGAUAUUCCCUGAUAAACCAAAACACUCAUGCUUCAUGAUAUUGAUCUCAGGGUAGUCACUAUUCCUGUUUUUCAUGUGUGUAUUAAGGUUGCUCUGUGUUUUUACUAUAAUAUGCCAUUUGAUCUAUGUUACAUUAUG
Lates calcarifer (barramundi perch) is the source of this 2548-nucleotide messenger RNA. RefSeq names its product G protein-activated inward rectifier potassium channel 3. The transcript has 3 exons. Gene Ontology annotation, cellular component: plasma membrane. The record is from RefSeq and is a predicted model, not a curated record. The coding region runs from base 741 to 2342 and encodes 533 amino acids. Gene Ontology annotation, molecular function: inward rectifier potassium channel activity. Lineage: Eukaryota; Metazoa; Chordata; Actinopteri; Centropomidae. Gene Ontology annotation, biological process: potassium ion import across plasma membrane; regulation of monoatomic ion transmembrane transport.